UUUUGAUUUCUGCUCCGGAGUCAGUGAGGUUCACAAAGCUCAAAACUCCGCCGUAGCCCAAAUCACCAUGCGCGGCGACGCAAGGAACUGGGACGAAGAAGCCUACAGGGAAACCAUUCUAAAGGAGCGAGAGAUCCAAACCCGAACCGUUUUCCGAACCGCCUGGGCUCCCUCCCUUAACCCUAACCCCGACACCAUCGUCGUCGCCUCCAGCGAUGGAUCCGUUUCUUCCUACUCCAUCCCUCACCUCGUCUCCAAGCUCCCACUAGGUUUCAGCAAUGUGAAAGCUCCAUACUUGUUAAUGGCGGAACCUAAUUGCUUCCUUAAAGGGCAUGAGGGGCCUGCAUAUGACGUUAAAUUUUAUGGCCACGGGGGCGAGGAGUCUAUGCUGCUAAGCUGCGGGGACGAUGGUCGAAUUCGAGGAUGGAGGUGGAAGGAUUGUAUACAGUCUGACGUGCCUAUUCAUUUGCAAGGAGACCAAGUGAAGCCAGUACUUGACCUGGUGAAUCCUCAACAUAAGGGUCCUUGGGGGGCUUUAUCUCCAAUUCCUGAAAACAAUGCUCUUGCUGUUGAUAAUCAAGGAGGGUCCAUUUUCUCUGCUGCUGGCGAUUCUUGUGUCUAUUGCUGGGAUGUGGAAACAGGUCAAGUCAAAAUGGUUUUUAAGGGGCACUCAGAUUACUUGCAUUCCAUAGUCGCCCGAAACUCUACAAAUCAGAUCAUAACUGGUUCAGAGGAUGGGACGGCACGUAUAUGGGAUUGCAAAAGUGGAAAGUCAGUUCAAGUGAUUGAGCCAUUAAAGAAUAAUAAAUUGAAAGGGUCGUGCGUCAGUUGCAUUGCUCUUGAUGCAAGUGAAAGCUGGUUGGCUUGUGGUACUGGUCGGAGUUUAUCAGUUUGGAACCUUCCUGCAUCUGAAUGCAUUUCAAGGACUUCAACUCGUGCAUCUGUACAGGAUGUAGUAUUUGAUGAAAAUCAAAUAUUAGCAGUUGGAGCAGAGCCUCUACUUAGCCGUUUUGACAUAAAUGGGGUGAUUCUUUCACAAAUGCAAUGUGCCCCUCAGUCAGCCUUUUCUGUCUCAUUACACACAUCUGGGAUUGUCUGUGUUUUUUUAUUCAAUUGUUGCACUUUUGCAGUCAUGGCGGCACCUGAAGGUUCACAGUUUGAUACACGUCAGUUCGACACCAAGAUGAAUGAGUUGCUUGCAACUGAUGGACAAGAUUUCUUUACAUCAUACGAUGAAGUUUACGACAGUUUUGAUUCCAUGGGCUUGCAAGAGAACCUGCUGAGGGGCAUUUAUGCUUACGGUUUUGAGAAACCCUCUGCCAUUCAGCAAAGGGGAAUUGUCCCCUUUAUUAAGGGUCUUGAUGUGAUUCAGCAGGCUCAAUCUGGAACUGGGAAGACAGCGACCUUCUGUUCUGGUAUUCUUCAACAGCUUGAAUAUAGUUUGACAGAGUGCCAGGGCUUGGUUCUGGCACCCACUCGAGAGCUUGCCCAACAAAUAGAGAAGGUCAUGAGGGCCCUUGGAGAUUAUCUUGGUGUUAAGGUGCAUGCAUGUGUUGGUGGAACUAGUGUUCGUGAAGACCAACGUAUUCUGUCAAAUGGAGUUCAUGCUGUUGUUGGAACUCCAGGUCGUGUUUUUGAUAUGCUAAGAAGACAGUCACUUCGCCCUGAUCAUAUCAAGAUGUUUGUUCUUGAUGAGGCUGAUGAAAUGCUCUCUCGGGGUUUCAAGGACCAGAUCUAUGAUAUAUUCCAGCUUCUCCCACCAAAGAUUCAGGUUGGUGUGUUUUCUGCCACCAUGCCACCUGAGGCCCUGGAGAUCACAAGGAAGUUUAUGAACAAACCUGUGAGGAUUCUUGUGAAGCGUGAUGAACUCACCCUGGAAGGAAUUAAGCAGUUUUAUGUCAAUGUGGACAAGGAGGAGUGGAAGCUUGACACUUUGUGUGAUCUUUAUGAAACCUUGGCCAUUACCCAGAGUGUGAUUUUCGUGAAUACUCGACGCAAGGUUGAUUGGUUGACCGACAAAAUGAGAAGCCGGGACCAUACAGUCUCUGCAACCCAUGGAGACAUGGACCAGAACAACAGAGACAUCAUCAUGAGGGAAUUCCGUUCUGGGUCAUCUCGUGUCUUGAUCACCACCGAUCUGUUGGCUCGUGGUAUUGAUGUACAACAAGUUUCCCUUGUUAUUAACUAUGAUCUGCCUACCCAGCCUGAGAACUACCUCCAUAGAAUUGGUCGUAGUGGAAGAUUUGGUAGGAAGGGAGUUGCAAUCAACUUUGUUACAAAGGAUGAUGAGAGAAUGCUGUUUGAUAUCCAGAAGUUCUACAAUGUGGUAGUAGAGGAGCUGCCCUCAAAUGUUGCUGAUCUCCUCUGAUGAGAUUUUAUGAAUUUGGGAAGUUGGUUGAGGAAAGUUCUGCUUAGUAAGUGCUGUUUGACGUUUCUUCCUUCUCUCUUUUUGGUCCCUUUCAGCCCCGCCACCCCCGCCAUUUUGUGUCUUUCUCUUAUAUUAAUUAAUAUAGGCCUAGUUCUUCAAUUUAUGGUUGUUGGAAUGGCUAUUUAAGUGGUACAAGUACAUUUGCAAUGUGAAAUCCAUCAUUCCUGAAUUGGUGUGGUGGCGACUGUUGUUGAAUACUUUCUAGCUGCUAAACUUCCUAAUGUAUGUAUUUCGGUUUCUUAGUUUUUCUUGGUUCUGGUCUUUUAAGUUUUUGAAAUUCCAUAUGAAUGUUCACUCUAAUAGAGUAACAGCCAAAAAUGACUAGAAUGGUUGGUUUA
Molecule: messenger RNA, 2766 nt
Organism: Rosa chinensis
Lineage: Eukaryota; Viridiplantae; Streptophyta; Magnoliopsida; Rosales; Rosaceae
Product: eukaryotic initiation factor 4A-15
Exons: 16
Coding region: 68-2368 (766 amino acids)
Biological process (GO): mRNA export from nucleus
Cellular component (GO): transcription export complex; THO complex
Molecular function (GO): RNA binding; protein binding; ATP binding
Source: RefSeq, a predicted model, not a curated record